Messenger RNA from Musca domestica (house fly), 486 nucleotides. Its product is annotated as torsin-like protein. The record is from RefSeq and is a predicted model, not a curated record. Gene Ontology annotation, molecular function: ATP binding; ATP hydrolysis activity. Gene Ontology annotation, biological process: cellular response to misfolded protein. Lineage: Eukaryota; Metazoa; Arthropoda; Insecta; Diptera; Muscidae. The transcript has a single exon. The coding region runs from base 1 to 486 and encodes 161 amino acids.
AUGUUUUCGAAAUGUUUAUUUCUUAUAUCGGCCAUUUUCUACCUCACAAAUACUGGAGUUGUGGCCUUAUUUGACCCCCUGCCCAUGGGAUUGGCGGCUGGUGCCGCACUGGGUCUCUACAAAUUUGAUACGCUUAAAGAUAACACCUACUGCCGAUUUGCUGAAUGCUGCAAUGAACGGUCCAUUCCAGCGGAUAUUAAGGGCUUACAACAGGAUUUGGAUGAACAUUUAUUUGGCCAGCACAUUGUCAAGCAACAGUUAAUACCGGCCUUAGAAGCACAUUUCAAAGAAAAGGGGAACUCCAAGAAACCACUGGUGAUUAGUUUUCACGGUACUCCAGGUACGGGUAAGAAUUUCGUUGCGGACAAAAUUGCCCAAAGAAUAUACGAGAAGGGAUCGAAGAGUAAAUUUGUGCGCAAAUAUAUGGGUCGUGGUGACUUCCCUUUGGAAUCGGAUGUCCAUCUGUACAGUGUACUACAAUGUUGA